GAAGUCUGUUCACAUGUGGUAAUAACGUUCAGAAAUGCAAUAAAUAAUAAAUAUAAGAUGGUCGGUAGUAGAAAAACCACAAGGCUUCGAAAUAUUGCAGAGCGGUUCAUUAAUAUAGAAAAUCUAGUUUCUGUGUUGACCGAGCCUGGAAUCGAACACGGGACCUCCAUGAAAGCCGGUGCGCAAGCCACUCUACCACGGAGUCGGUCGUCAAAAUGAAUUUCUGCUUGGGUAGAUUGCAUGUAAAACAUACUAUUUCGCGAAACAACAGUGUUCUAGAUAAUAAAACCUUGUCAGUUAAACUGUCAGGAGCUGUCAGUGUAAGUGACCCGCAUAUUUUAAUCCACAGCAAUAUAUAAAAAAAACACGAAUAAUAAAAUUGUCGUAAAAUUCCACGAGAUAUCGCGUCUGUUAUAUACUUUUUAAACACAAGUAUCUCUUGUAAACAUUAUUAUCAUUGGAUGAUAGGAGCAUUCUGUUGGAGCGUUCUUCUAGGUUCAGACGUGUUGGUGUUAUUGUGAACUUGCUGUGGAUUUGUUACAAAAAUGCGGUUCCACGGCGCGAGGCGCGGCGGCCGCCGUCUCGCCUCUGUUUGUAACUGAUUCCAUCACAGAUGUGCUUGGCUUGCGUACAGCAACGCACGCGUAUCGCUAACAAACGUUUUUUUACAAGUGUUUUUACUAGUGCACAGCUGAUCGGACAAUAACACUGCCGUUUUUCUACGCCGAGAUAACUGGUUUGAGACGUAAUCGAAAACUUGAAAUGUUACCAACUGCGAAACUUUAAUUCUUCAUGUCAAGAAGAGAUACAUCGUUUGAACGUCAAACGAGCUACAAACUAAAAAGUGGUUUUUUUAUAGGUGUGAAAUCGAGGACUAGCCGGUCCUUGAUGUACUCGACAAGCUACAAUCCUUACGCUCUCACACUUUGCAUUUCAAAAAGGCCCUGUCGCUAUUCAGCUAGAGAUCCCAGGUUAAGACAUUGGUCAAAACAGUUUAUUAUUUCGACGUAAAGUGUUUUUCGUCGUUGGAUUUUAUCCAAUUUGGUAGUAACCUUAGCGUUCGUUAGAGAACGAGACAGAAAUUUUAAGUACGUUCUGCGCAUCGUACUUGAGAAAGCGCGCUCUAGAGACUAAUGGACACGGAAAGAGCGCGCACCAAUGGAAUUUCGAGUUAUGAGAAAUUUCUUAAGCAUGAACAGAAAGUACCGUCUGAAGAGGAGAAGAUUGCGUCUCCGCUCUUGUAUAACACUUGUGACAUCAAGUACAUAGAUGCACAUGAGGAUAAUGAAAGUAAAGUGGCGAUAAAAUCUGAAAAUGAUCUCAAUACAGUAAAUUCAAUGAAAACGGAUUGUGCUAAUGUUGGAAAUAACCUUAUUGUUUCCUAUCAUAAAGAUGGAAAAGGCGAUGAAGAUGCGCAUUCCACAAAUGAAGGAGUUAAGUUUUUGGGUUUGGGAGAUGCUGACAGUAUCUGCUCCAGCAGACCGCCACCAGAACAAGCGCCUCAGAUACCUGACGGUGGGUGGGGAUGGGUGGUCGUAGCUGCCUCGUUUCUCAUCGCGACAGUGGCUGAUGGUCUUGCUUUUUCAUAUGGUUUACUACAACAAAGGUUUGUAAUCCACUUUCACGCCAGUCAAGCAAAAGCUUCAUUGAUCGGGAGUCUUUUUAUUUCCGUUCCACUCAUUGCAGGACCUAUAAUGAGUGCGCUUGUGGACAGAUAUGGAUGCAAAAAGAUGACAAUAGUUGGAGCUGUAAGCUCCACAGUAGGAUUUGUUGCUGCAGCAUACAGUAACUCAAUCGAAGUAUUGUACGUUACUUAUGGAAUGAUAGCUGGCUUAGGAAUGGGUUUAUUGUAUGUCACAGCUGUGGUCUGCAUUGCAUAUUGGUUUGAGAAGCGACGUAAUUUAGCUGUAGGGUUGGGAUCUUGUGGAGUUGGUUUUGGUACGUUCAUCUACUCGCCAUUGACAACAUAUCUGCUGGACGAAUUUGGUUGGAGAGGUGCCUUAUUACUUUUAGGUGGCACGGUACUUAAUGUAUGCAUCUGUGGAGCCGUUAUGAGAGACCCUGAGUGGCUAAUUCAAGAACAAAAGAAACAAAGAAUAUUGAAUAAAUCUAAACGAGCUUCUAGUUAUGCAUCAAUAUCAGCUAAGUCAGGUGGUGGAGAAUCUGUAUAUCCAGGAGCAGAAGAGUUAAAGUCAUUAAUGAAAAGUGGCGAAACACCUGAGUACAUUUUGACAACGUUAGUAGCAUCUAUAGCUAAAGCUGAAGAUCUGGAAGCUGCAACUAAAAUGAAUGCAGAUAUAACUCAACAGAAUAAAGUUAGCUCCGUUAUUAAUCUUCCCACAUUUUUAAAACAAAGUGAAAAGGUACCGGCAGAAGUUUUAGACCAGUUGAUGGCAAAUAAACGUAUUUACAACAUUGUUCUACAAAACUAUCCAUCGCUACUAGCAUUGAGAAGCAAUUCCGAGCAAAAAUUGCCAACAGAACCAGUGCCUGAAGUUCCUAAAGGGAAACCCAUUACUAUGUCAAUGAAAUUAAAACUGAAUAAAAAACAGAAGAAGAAAGAGUUCGAGGCUAAAAUUGAUCAGGUUAGAGAGAAACUGCUUGCUCCGGUACCAGAAGAUAAACCGGCAGUUAUUGUUUCAAAUCGUCAAGACUGGCUGACACGACAGUUUACUGAUCAUCACUAUUUACGAGAUAUCCGAGUACAUAGGAACUCUAUUAUGCAUCGUGGUGCUAUGAUGAACAUCGCGAAGUAUAAGCUUCGAGCGUCUUCUUGUCCCGAUAUUUAUAGAAAUUCUAUGUGGUCAAUGGAAGAUCAAGAAGAAAAGACUUGGGGUAGACGUCUCCUUAGUAUGAUAAAUAAAACAUUCGACUUUAACAUGUUCACCGAAUUUCACUUCCUGAUGAUGAAUUUGUCUACGCUUGUGUUGUUUAUCUGGUUCAUCGUGCCUUACUUCUACAUAUCGGACUUUAUGUCCGACAAUAAUUACACAGAGGCCCAAGGCUCCGCGAUGUUGAGUAUCUUUGGGGUUGCCACUAUUAUUGGCAUUGUGGGCCUUGGAUGGAUGGGUGAUCUACCUUGGGUGAAUGUGACAAAAACCUACGCAGUAUGCCUCAUAUUAUGUGGAGUGUCCAUCAUACUAUUUCCUAUCCUAAUGCAUAUGCUGGACUCAUCACAAGACUACAGUUUUUACAUCUUAGCUGCGAAUGCUGUUGUAUUUGGACUUAUGUUUUCAAGUUCCUACUCCUACACUCCAAGCAUUCUUGUGGAAUUAAUAGCUCUCGAGCGAUUUACUAUGGCUUAUGGACUCGUGCUGCUGAGUCAGGGUCUUGGUCAUCUAAUCGGUCCGCCUAUGGCUGGCGCACUAAAGGAUAGUACUGGAUAUUGGGACGCUGCGUUCUACGUGUCUGGCAUCUGGGUGGUGGUCUCCGGCCUUCUCGUAGGCGUCAUACCAUACACAAAGAACUUCCGAAUGUGCGGCAGUGCACCCCUGGCUAAAGACGCCGCUGGUGAACCUGACCCUAGUGUUAAAAUAAUUAUUGCCCAUUAAUUAAAAUUUUCUGACAUUACUUUAAUUACGUAAUUAAAAUUUCGAUCGCACACGUUUAAAACCAUAAUUAUAUAACUUCUUUAAAAUAGCAAGUUUAUUAUUUCAUAUUCAUUGUUUACUUUUUUGUAUGUUUUUUGAGUGUAAUAAAAUAAAAAUAAAUCGUAGUUUGAAUAUUAUUAAAUAGUUAUAUAGGUACUGUAGUUAUUUUAUUCGUCACAAUGACAUUUCUACAUUGUACUUCUGUAAUCAGAAUAUUAUAUGUACAAUGCUGAUUAGUGUGUAAUCAAGUUUUUGAGACAUCUUUGCCUAUUUUGAGGUACAAUCUAUAGAUUUUUUAAUGUGUGAUUCAUAAAAUUAGAUUGCGAAUGUAUUCGUAUUUAUAACUAUAAAGGUAUACUUCUUUUUAAAUAUUUAUUGUUGUAUUUACUUCCCAAGGAAGGCUCUAUAUUUCGAUAUAAUCAAUUGUAUUCUUUUUGUCUACUAGUGAGUCCAUUGAUAAGACGGCGUUGUUGGUUAAUUGGCACAUCGCAUAAGUAUCCAUGAUAUAAAUUUUCUUUAAAAAGAAAGACCCUUUGUAAUGGGUUAAUAGAUAUUGUACCGCUUCUAAUUUAAUUGUGGUUUAUGCUGUCGUCAUUAGUUGAAAGGGUGCUUGUGAUAAAACUCAAAACCGACAAAACAAUAUUUAAAGAAAUGAAACUAAAAAAAAAUGUACUUUUCUCUUGUGGUAACUUCAUACCUUAUCCACCUAGGAUAAAAUAAAAAUAGUGACACAUCGGCCUUUUUUUUAUUGAUCACGGCAAUAUACAUAACAAUUUAAAAAAAUUGUUACAUGUGCCCUUUCAAUUAAUGGCGGCAGUAUGGGUAGCGAAUUGACUGUGCGAGAAAGUUUUCACGGAGUGCGUUUUGCAUGAAAGACAUACGUGCCACUUUGGACAGCGAUAUGAUAAUGAAUUUAUUUUUAUACAGGAAAAGUAUUGUAGAAAAUAAGUUUGUUGAAUCUACUUACUUAAAGUUAUAUAGGUAAUAAAUAAUAAAAUGUAUAUUUAACGA
This is a messenger RNA of Hyposmocoma kahamanoa, 4601 nucleotides long. Its product is annotated as monocarboxylate transporter 14-like. Gene Ontology annotation, biological process: monocarboxylic acid transport; transmembrane transport. The transcript is spliced from 6 exons. Lineage: Eukaryota; Metazoa; Arthropoda; Insecta; Lepidoptera; Cosmopterigidae. Bases 1134 to 3551 code for a protein of 805 amino acids. Gene Ontology annotation, molecular function: monocarboxylic acid transmembrane transporter activity. The record is from RefSeq and is a predicted model, not a curated record.